AUGACCGAGGUAGCAGAUCCAAGACUUCCUGAAGCACAAAGGUGGCAGGCUGGUUCUUCGCCAUGGAGACGUCAGGAUCCAGAGCAGAUCCGCUAUGACCAAGGUACCGGAAGGAGCGAAGCUGUGAUGAUGUGCAUUGGCAGAUGGGAAAGCUUGAGCGCUUUGCAGCUCGCCGCCUGCUCUUCGAAGACUUCUGCAGGUGUCAGGAUCCAUCGGCGGGACGCCUGCCUGGACUCGGACGACGUGUGCGUGCAGUCCCUGCCCAGUCUUUGCUUUUGGCCAGCAGAAAAAAUUAAACAGGUCGCGUCGGGUGUCCUCAGAAAGGAGGCCAAAGGCUCCAAGGAAAGCAUGGCUGUUGCUCAGCUCAAGCCCGCCGCGCCAUAA
This is a messenger RNA of Symbiodinium natans, 384 nucleotides long. Lineage: Eukaryota; Dinophyceae; Suessiales; Symbiodiniaceae. The record is from the annotation of a GenBank genome assembly.